AUUUCAUUUUCACAACCCUUAUUUACUACUAGUCAAGAUCAAGAAAAUUUAUUGCCAUUCGGUCCUGUAGAUAUUGAACCUAAUAUUUCUUCAACCCAACAGGCAUUACAACAAGCAAGAGAUCCAAGAGAAAAAGGUCGAAUUUGGAAUAAAGUUAUUGCUAAUGUGCAAUCUUCUAAAAUUGCAAGCUUAGUUUUAAAAGAACGUACAAAAGCAUCAAUUCAACAAAAGUGGGAUUCACUUCUUCAAAAAUAUCGUGAUAUUAAAGAUAAGAUUGCAAGUACUAGUGAAGAAGCUAUUCAAAAUAAUUGGGAAUUCUUUGAUUAUAUGGAUGAAUAUUUAAAAAAAGAUUCAAGCAUUACUGCAUCAAUUACAAGUGACUCAAUCUAUGGAAUUAAACGAAGAA
Molecule: messenger RNA, 406 nt
Organism: Acaulospora morrowiae
Lineage: Eukaryota; Fungi; Glomeromycota; Glomeromycetes; Diversisporales; Acaulosporaceae
Source: the annotation of a GenBank genome assembly